UCCAUAUUCUGUAAGCCAUUGCUUAUAUUUUUGAUGCAAUAAGACAAUGAACUUGGAAUGUGAGAUACAGACAGUCAAGGAGGCAGGAAAAGUUUGGUAAAACCUUGAAGAGGGAUUGAUCCAAAAUCUGGAUCUGAAAUUUCUCAAGCAAUAAAUGUAAUGGCUGAAGAAGAGGCUUAAUGUUAUUAUAACAUAGAGAGAGAGAGAGACAGAGACAGACAGACAGACAGACAGACAGAGGGACAUGGGUUUUCUUGGCCUGUGGAACCGAAGGCUGGGCAGGAUGGUGUUAUGUGGCUCUGUGUUGUGUUCUUGUUGCUCCUGACAACAACCCUCCUGAUCUCCUCCUCUUUUUCUUUGCACACAGCCUUUCCUCGCAGCCGCUGCUUCGUCUUUUUCCACCCUUUUUAGCUCAAAUCAGCCCCCUCCUCCCCUGCCCGCCCCCUGUAAGCCCAGGCCUCUGCCAAAGGAGGAAAUAUGGGGAAGGAAAAGACCCACAUCAAUAUUGUGGUCAUUGGACAUGUAGACUCUGGCAAGUCCACCACCACCGGCCAUCUCAUCUACAAAUGCGGGGGCAUCGACAAGCGGACCAUCGAGAAAUUCGAGAAGGAAGCCGCAGAGAUGGGAAAGGGUUCCUUCAAGUAUGCCUGGGUGCUGGACAAAUUGAAAGCCGAACGCGAGCGAGGAAUCACCAUUGACAUUUCCCUCUGGAAGUUUGAGACCACCAAGUAUUACAUCACCAUCAUUGACGCUCCAGGCCAUAGAGAUUUCAUCAAGAACAUGAUCACGGGGACUUCACAG
Molecule: messenger RNA, 801 nt
Organism: Thamnophis sirtalis
Lineage: Eukaryota; Metazoa; Chordata; Lepidosauria; Squamata; Natricidae
Source: RefSeq, a predicted model, not a curated record